AGUUGAAACUUUGUAUGCCAGCCGUGGACGCUGCGAGCGGGGCGUCACUAUCAACAUAACAGCGAACAAUGGUGGUUGGGGCCGUUCUUCUGUAGUCGGAGAUUAACGCGCACCUCAGAAUGACAUCGCCGCACAGAAACCCGAAGGACCUCAAGAAGAUGAUCAAGGACACGAAGCAGGACAUGGAUGACGUCCACGUCGCACUGGAGAAGCUCCGAAGUCUGUCCGAGGAGGACAAGUCGGAGACGGCGGCGCUGCGCUCCAGGAUCGACGAGCAGUCGAGUCUCAUCUGUAUCCUGAAGCGCAGGGCGGACGAGAUGCUGCAGCGCUGCCAGGCUCUGGAGCGCAUCAACUGCGAGCUGGAGGAGCUGCAGCAGGAGGUGCAGAAGGAGCUGGAGGACGAGAGGAAGCGCUCCUCGCAGCUGGAGCAGAGGUUCGCCGACCUGGCGGCUAACCACCAGAUGCUGAUCGACUUCAAGGAGGAGUACAAGAGACAGAAUGCGCAGCUGACCCAGGAGAACCAGCGGCUGCGGCAGGAGAACGAGAGCCUGUUCUGCGAGGAGCUGCAGGAGAAGGAAGCCGUCGUUCUGAAACUGACCCAGGAGCUGAAGGAACUCGCAGAGCAGCACAAGCAUCUGGAGGAGGAGUACCAGGAAAAAACAUCUGGAUUUCAAGUCAAGCUCAAAGAACUCAUGAGUCUCCAUCAAACGAAAGAAGCUUCUCUACAAGAUGAACUGCAAAGCACUCAAAAACAGCUGAAGGAUGCAGUGGACAUGUACACUGAACUGGACCUACAGCUUAGGCAAUCACGGGGAAGGGAGAUAAUGAAAGAGACACAGCUGCAAGAGAAGCUGGAUGCUUUAACAAAAGAGAAGAAUCAACUGCAGGACCUAUCAGCUCUCAAAGAAAAAACAGUAGAGGAUAAAGAGGAAGAAAUAAAGAAGCUGGAAAGACUGAGACAAGAGGAAGAAGAGGCAAGAGUAGCUGCAGAGCAGAGGUUUGAAAAAGAAGCAAAGGCUGUGAAUGCAGAUUUGAGAGUGAAAGACCUCCGACAAGCACUUGAACAGUCUGAACAAAAAUAUGAUGAGCUCAAGAAGGAUUUUGAGGCCUAUAAAAAACACUGCACCGAUCUCCUUGCAAAGGAAAAAGAAUUAAAUGCCAAACUACGCCAUAUAAUUUAGCUAAUGGUAGCUUUCUGUUGAAUGUGUUAGAUAUACAUAUGCUAUUAAUGCCUAAAUAAAAUUUGAUGUAACCUGAGCCUAUGUUCCCCUCCAGAAAAACAUAAGUGAAUACAGA
Scleropages formosus (Asian bonytongue) is the source of this 1296-nucleotide messenger RNA. Its product is annotated as coiled-coil domain-containing protein 89. The transcript is spliced from 7 exons. The coding region runs from base 120 to 1181 and encodes 353 amino acids. The record is from RefSeq and is a predicted model, not a curated record. Lineage: Eukaryota; Metazoa; Chordata; Actinopteri; Osteoglossiformes; Osteoglossidae.